AUGCCUAUCUCCUUCCAGAUUGUGGUGGUAUCAGCGUUGCUGCAGGUUGUGGCGGACGCGGGACCUCCAUUUGGUGAAAUGCAACCAUCUAUAGGAGGUGCAACAUUUCCCCCUCUUCUAGGAGGCAGUUCCCCAUGGUUCCCCGGUCCCAAUGUCAACCAGAUCUCAGCAGACACUCCGGCAGGGUGCACAGUGGACAUGGCUGCGUUCAUCAGCAGACAUGGCUCACGCUAUCCUGACCCCGGUGCAUACUCUGACUGGCAGGAGCUCUAUUGGAAGAUUCAGAACGUGACGACCCCGUUCGAGGCGGAUGAGCAACUGGCAUUCGUGAAGGAAUGGCAACCCGUGUUCACCCACCCGCAGCAACAGAUCUCUCAGAUCUCACCAGGAGGGUACAAGGAACUCUACGAUAUGGGCGUGGCUUACCGAUGGCGGUAUCCACAGCUGUACUCCGACGGCGAGGCAUUCGUGGCCUGGGCGAACCGGUACCAGGCGAAUCAGCCCCGUGUCAUCGAUUCCGCGAGACUGUUCACUAGAGGCUUUGUCGGGCCCAACGCGACCACCCUGGGCACCGUGUAUGUGCUGAACAACACGGAUCCGCGCAGCUUGGGCAACUCCCUGGCACCCUCUGACCUGUGCCCUGCCUACGAAGACGACAGUGGAGGCGCUUUCGCCACCACAUGGGCCAACAUCUAUCUUCCCCAGAUCGCCGAGCGCAUCAACAACCUCACAACGCCUCCAGGGGCCCUCAACUUCACCAAAGACGACGUGGCUGUGUUCGCGACUCUCUGCGGAUAUGAAACACAGAUCACGGGACGCACCAGCCCAUGGUGCUCUGUCCUGAGCGAAGAUGAGCUCGAGCAGUAUGAAUACGCCCAAGACAUCCGCUACUACUACGGAUCCGGGCCCGGCGCCUUGAAGAAUAACACCUUCAUGCUACCCUUUCUUGAGGCCGUGGUGGCACGCUUUCAGGACGGGCCGAGCAAGGUCUAUGUGUCGAGUGAUACUAGCAAUGGCAGUGCAACGAGUAGUACUUUCUCGCCGCCCCGGCUUAUUGCCGCCUUCACCAAUGAUGGACAGAUCAACCAGCUCGCCAGUCUGAUUGGUGUUUUCGACGACCAGGAGCCACUCCCAGCGACACACAUCCCGCCUCAGCGGAGAUACAUCGCGUCUCACUAUACGACGAUGAGAGGGACGAUCUCGUUCGAAAGACUCACGUGCUCGAACAACGGCCAAUAUAUCCAGAUCCUACUCAACGACGCCGUAUACCCCGUCGUGGGCUGCGACGCGGGUCCCGGCCGUUCGUGCCCAUUGUCGCAGUACGCGGGAAUCGUGGCAACUAAACAAGCCGCGGCCGGGUCGUUCGUCGAGACGUGUUUUGGCAAUGCGAGCAUCGCGGAGACCUCAGAACCAGUGAAGACCACGUUCUUGAUGGAUGUCGAGUUGCCGUUCGUGGAGGCUGUCGCGCCAUGA
Messenger RNA from Exophiala spinifera, 1473 nucleotides. RefSeq lists its product as uncharacterized. The record is from RefSeq and is a predicted model, not a curated record. Gene Ontology annotation, molecular function: acid phosphatase activity. NCBI's taxonomy places the organism in Eukaryota, Fungi, Ascomycota, Eurotiomycetes, Chaetothyriales, Herpotrichiellaceae. Gene Ontology annotation, cellular component: fungal-type cell wall. The transcript has a single exon. Bases 1 to 1473 code for a protein of 490 amino acids.